Molecule: messenger RNA, 950 nt
Organism: Scaptodrosophila lebanonensis
Lineage: Eukaryota; Metazoa; Arthropoda; Insecta; Diptera; Drosophilidae
Product: alcohol dehydrogenase
Exons: 5
Coding region: 50-829 (259 amino acids)
Cellular component (GO): cytoplasm
Molecular function (GO): alcohol dehydrogenase (NAD+) activity
Source: RefSeq, a predicted model, not a curated record
UAAAAAGUUUAAAAAAAAAAAAAAAUAGUUAGAGUUCUGCUAAUUGGAUAUGGACUUGGCUGGCAAAAAUGUGGUUUACCUCGGCGGUUUCGGCGGCAUAGGCCAAAGAAGCGUGCCGGAGCUACUGGAGCGCCAAGUAAAGACGCUGGCCAUUUUCGAUUUGAAUGAGAAUUUAAGCCUGCUGGGCGGCUGGCAAGCCACUUAUAAAAAUGUCAACAUCUUCUACCAAAAAAUGGACAUAACCAAAAAGACGGAGAUAGAGGCGGCUUAUAAAUCGACUAUUCAACGUGUUGGCCACAUCGAUUUGGUUGUUAAUGGCUGCGGACUAAUGAACGAUCGGUCGCCUGAGUUAUGCAUCCAAAUUAAUUUGAUGGGCGUAAUUAACAGCAGCUUGAUAGCGCUGGAGCACAUGGAUAAGGCGCAGGGCGGCAAGGGAGGCCUAAUUGUGAACUUCUCCUCGGUGGCGGGGCUUCAGCCAACACCUAUGGUAGCCAUCUAUUCGACUGCCAAAUCAGGUGUAACCACAUUUACGCGUGCAUUAGGGAAUCCCUUCUACUAUGCACACAGUGGAGUGGGUUUUAUCACCGUUUGCCCGGGCUUCACAGACACGCCUCUGCUGGAUGAUAUUGCCAAUAAGACCACGUUCCUUUACUCGACACCCAUGAAUGAUGCGUAUGCAAAGGCUAAAAAGCAGAGUCCCGAGGAGUGUGCUCGUAAUUUAAUAAGGGUCAUUGAACAGGGGAAGAAUGGUGAGGUUUGGAUACUUGACCUUGGCGAAAUGAAACAGGCGAACUUUUCGGAAUUAUGGCAUCCUGUAUUGGAGGAUUAGUAAAUGAUCAACUGGAUCUGAAUCUGAGUUGUGCAAUAUAUGAACAUAACUAUGUACUUAUAUAAUUUUUUGUUCAAUAAAUAUCAAAGUCGUUGUUGCAAAUCAAGUUAAACAAAAAUUA